UUUUAUCAUUUAUUCUGCCUAAAUGUGUGUGACUAGCACUGUGUAGUCGAUACCGAUGGUGAAAUCACAUCUUAACAGUGAUAGUUGGCUCCAGCCUAGACAGCUAAUUAUUGCCGGUGUCGAAAGCUGUAAACCAUUGUGGGAGAUGGCUGCAAAUGGAGCAGAAUGUGAACAGCCACAGAAAAGACAAGGACCAAAAGACAAGCAGAAUGGCAGUUCUACAGAUUCAUCUCUUCGAGAGAGAAAGCAGCAGGACAGAGAAGAGCGUCUGUCUUUAGUUCUGUGGAAAAGGCCUUUUAUCACACUACAGUAUUUCUUCCUAGAAACCCUCAUUACACUAAAGGAAUGGACGUGGAAGCUUUGGCAGAGAAGAGGUGUGGUAUUUCUGACCCUUGUCCUUUUUUCCCUUUUCUCAUUGGCUUACUCAACAGAAGGAGAACAUCAGAUGUAUGUACAUUACCUGGAGAAGAAGUUCUUGUGGUGUGCCUACUGGGUAGGCCUAGGGAUUUUGUCUUCAGUUGGUCUUGGCACUGGACUACACACUUUCCUCUUGUACCUGGGUCCACACAUAGCCUCUGUCACCCUGGCUGCCUAUGAAUGUGGCUCUGUGAAAUUCCCAGAGCCACCCUAUCCAGCUCAGCUAGUGUGUCCAGAAGAGGAAGUCCUGCAGGAGAGCAUCUCACUGUGGACCAUCAUGUCAAAGGUUCGCCUGGAGGCCUGCAUGUGGGGUGCGGGUACAGCCAUCGGAGAGCUGCCUCCUUACUUCAUGGCGCGGGCGGCACGUCUCUCUGGAGCAGAUCCUGAUGAUGAAGAUUAUGAGGAAUUUGAGGAGAUGCUGGAGCAAGCACAGAGUGCACAGGAUUUUGCAUCAAGAGCAAAACUUGCUGUACAGAACAUGGUCCAAAAAGUGGGAUUUUUUGGAAUUCUUGCAUGUGCCUCUAUCCCAAAUCCAUUGUUUGACCUGGCUGGAAUCACUUGUGGUCAUUUUCUGAUUCCUUUUUGGACCUUCUUUGGAGCAACUCUCAUUGGAAAGGCCAUUAUUAAGAUGCACAUUCAGAAACUGUUUGUUAUCAUAACAUUCAGCAAGCACAUAGUGGAGCAGAUGGUUUCUCUAAUCGGUGUUAUACCUGGAGUCGGAGCAUCCCUUCAGAAACCUUUUAGGGAGUACUUAGAAGCCCAGAGAGGAAAGCUUCAUAACCCAGCGGGCGAUGGUGCUGCAGCGGGUGAAAGCUGGCUCUCGUGGGUAUUUGAGAAAGUGGUGCUUGUCAUGGUGUGCUAUUUUAUUCUGUCCAUCAUUAACUCCAUGGCACAGAGCUAUGCCAAGCGUCUCCAGCAGAAGAAGUACUCUGAGGACAAAACAAAAUGACGGACUUGCAGAAAAAAAUGUCAUGCUUCGUUUUGGAACCUACUAAAUACUUAAGCUAAAACUGCUACAUGGGCACUGAUUAAUAUGUCAAUGUCUUUUUAGAUCCUUUAGUUACGUGAAGUUCCUCUUCAUUUGUCUGUGUGUUCGGCUAUUUAACGUCAGAUUUAUCAUUUAGAGAUUUGUGUCUUAACAGAAACAAAGCAGUCUAGCUAAAAGGCUGUGUGGAGUCAUAUUUGUUGCAAUGCCUUAUGCAACAUUGGAGGUCAUGCUUCCAUUAAAGUAAAUACAGUUCUUAAUAGAUUGAUUGAUUUAAUUUCUAACGUGCAGGCAUGGAUGGGCAGGGUCAGUUUUGUGAUUUUUGAAUAUGCAGGGAUAUAGUUUUUUUUUUUAUCAUCAAUAUGAUGACAUUUUUGUAUUUCUUUAAGUGUCAUAAGAGGAUAGCAAUAUCAACUGAGAUCAUUGUGGUUUCUAAGUAGUUUGCACAUCUUGUAAAUAACAUAUGUUUUGAAUAUAUGCACAUAAUGUUUAUUCUACAGAGAUCUUAAACCAAACAUGUCACUGACUUUUAAACCAAGAAAAUGAAUAACUAAUCUUGCAUUUGUUAGUAAUUUUUAAACUUUGACAUUUGAUCUAAAAUCAUAAAUUGAUCCAUAUGUUCCUUUUUUUUCUUACUUCGGACUGAAAUGUUUGUGUAACAAACUAUAGUUUCACUAAGAAUUCUUGUUGCAUAAUUUGUUUGACAUUAAAUUGAUUAAUACAUCUGCUGUGUUACAUUUGCCAUUUACCUUCAUCUCUGAGUUAUCAAAACAUGGUUAUCAUGAAAAUUCAAUUAUCUUGGUUCAGACCAAAGGAUGCAGGAAGUUGGGGGAAGACCUUGCCAAAAAGGUACGUGGAAGGCAUCAAAUGAAAACUAUGCUGAUUCAUGUAUAAAAUAAUUAUUUUGAGAUAAACCUUGAUUCUGUAUAGACAAAGUGUACUACAAAUCUUGAUGUACAUAAAUAAUUUUGUCCCAAAAUAUAGUGGCUUUACAUUUGUAAAGCCUAGGCUCAUCUAAUUUGCACCAGUUGAAAACCUGCAGGCGCAAGUCCUCACUGAUAUGACCUAUUGUUUUAAGAAGUGUCCCCUCUUGUUUCAAUGUGAAGUAUACACUGUACAGUGAUCAUACAGCCCAUAAGUUUCCCAUUCUGUCAGGUAGCUUAUCAGACUGGUGUUGGCUGGUAGUCUCAUGGCAACAUCAGUUUAGUAGGCUGACUGAAAUUUUGGGUCUAGUCACCCAAUCGGCAUUUGUGCAUCUUCAGGUCUGUAUGCUUUUGCCAGAUAUGAAAGAAUACAAUAAUUGUUUGUUCUCAUGGUAAA
Molecule: messenger RNA, 2722 nt
Organism: Xyrauchen texanus (razorback sucker)
Lineage: Eukaryota; Metazoa; Chordata; Actinopteri; Cypriniformes; Catostomidae
Product: vacuole membrane protein 1
Exons: 12
Coding region: 56-1366 (436 amino acids)
Biological process (GO): Golgi organization; autophagy
Cellular component (GO): endoplasmic reticulum; endomembrane system; membrane
Source: RefSeq, a predicted model, not a curated record